This is a messenger RNA of Portunus trituberculatus (swimming crab), 2354 nucleotides long. Its product is annotated as vicilin-like seed storage protein At2g18540. The coding region runs from base 677 to 1741 and encodes 354 amino acids. Lineage: Eukaryota; Metazoa; Arthropoda; Malacostraca; Decapoda; Portunidae. The transcript has 7 exons. The record is from RefSeq and is a predicted model, not a curated record.
AAGGAAGAAGGAAUGAAGGAAGAAAUCAAGGAGAUAGAAGGAAGCCUGAAGGAAGCAUAUGAGGAAAUAGAGAAAAGGAGGAAGAAGGAAGAAGAAAUGAAGGAAGAUAUUAAGCAGAUUGAAGGAAAAUUGAAGGAAACACAAGAGGAAAUACAGGAGAUUGAGGGAAAACUGAAGGGAGCACAUGCAGAAAUAAUGGAAAGGAAUAAGAAAGAAGAAGAAAUGAAGAAAGAAAUUAAGGAGAUGCAAGAAAAACUAAAGAAAGCACAAGAGGAAAUACAGGAGAUUGACAGAAAACUGAAAGGAGCACAUGAUGAAAUAAUGGAGAGAAAGAAGAAGAAAGAAGGAAUGAAGGAAGAAAUUAAUGAGAUAAAAGGAAAACUGAAGGAAACACAGGAGAGGACAAAGGAAGAAGGAUUGAAGAUGGAAGAGAAACUGAAGAAGAAAGAAGAGGAAAUAGGAGAAUUAAGGAAUAAAUUGGCAGAUAAAGCAAAUGAGACAAUGAACUUACUAGUGGAGAAGGCAGGUUUAGAGGUGGAGAAAAGUCAGCUUUGUAGUAAGAUGGAUUCCCUCACUCACAGAAACAAGCAAAUGGUUGGUGAAAUGAGAGGAAGUGAGAACAGCAAGAGCAGAAAUUCUCACUCUUAAGACCAAAUGUGCCCAGAAGGCUAAGGAAAUGAAGAGGAAGGAGGAGGAAAUGAAGAAGAAGGAGGAAGAGAUGAGGAAGAGAAAAGAGGAAAUGAGUGGACAUAUCACUCAGCUAAAGGAGACACAUAAUGAUAAGUUAAGAAAUUUGGAAAAGGAGAGAGAGAAUCUGCAAAAUAAACUAGAUGAAAUGGAGGAAAGUGUUUCUGAGAGAAUGGAGAUGAGAAAGAAGAUGAACAGUCUAGAGGAAGCAAAUGAUAUCUUAAAUGUGAAGAUCUCUCUCAUGAAAGCAAAAAUGAAACAUUUGAGAAGUGUUGGCACUGCAAGUGAGAGGCAGGGAGAUGGCGGGGAGGAAUGUCAGGGAGAAGUGGACAAGAUAUCAGAAUGCCUUGGAAAGAGAGUAAGGGAAGAAGAGAAUACUUGUAUUAAUUUUAGAAAGAAAUGGAAAAUAGAUGCAAGAAAGGAGGAGAAGGAAGAAAAUGAGAGUGAAAGUAAGGAAGAGAAUGAAUACCCAAGCAAGAGUAAGGAAGAGAGUAAGAGCAUCAGGGAAAGAAGAGGAGAACCAAUCACAGAUUCACAAAACACUCAAGUUAUUCCAGCAACAAUUGAUUUGACCUCACAGCGACCCACAGAUGCAAACCGAGGUCAUGUUGGGGUCAAGAUGAGUUGCAGAGUGACCCGCAUUAUGUCCAGGUCACAGGGGUCCCAGCAGCAGCACCUUGAAUCAGCAAAGGUCACAACAAGGAAGGAGAGGAAGCAAGAAAAUGUGAAUGCAGUGAAGGAAAGAGGAUUGGAAGGACUGUCCAGUAAGGUGAAGGAAGGGCUGAACAGUCUUCCUACAGGAUCUGAUAGUCCUGGGAUAAUCAGGAGGUCCACAGCUGUUGCUACUAUUUCCAGGAGGAAGAAAUUACUGCCAUUAAGAGCCAUAGAUACCAACAGUCCUUGCAAAAUGAGGGAAAAUGAGUGUAAGAGAUCCCUACGCUCCUCUUCUUCCUCUAUCUCCUCUUCCUCCUCUUCAGCUGCUGCUGCCGCCAAAUUAAGGACUCGAGCACGCAGACCAAAGUACCAGAAAGAUGAGGAUUGUAAGACACAGUAACUCUCUCUCUCUCUCUCUCUCUCUCUCUCUCUCUCUCUCUCUCUCUCUCUCUCUCUCUCUCUCUCUCUCUCUCUCUCAAGUUCUAAAAGGAUUAAUUUUUCUUUCUUUUCUAUUUUCAAGGAAUUAAUGUUUUUCUUUUCUUUUUUUCAUUCUUUUUAUUUUUCAUGUUUAGAGUGAGGAAACAACUUUUUUUCUUUUAACUAUUGUAUUAUUAUUGUUGGGAUAAGAAACUAUUCUAUCAACUACUUUUUAUUAUUUCCUUUACUAUUGAUACAACUGCUAUUAUUAUUGCUACUGUUAUAUCAUCAGUAAGUUUCGUUUAUUAUUAGGAAAAGUACAAUUAGUUUUAACACACUUUAAUUUUUCACCUCAAGGAAAUUUGUAUUAUUAUGAAAUUCUUCUUGGCAUGUCUGUCUGCCAUAUUCUCUCUCUCUCUCUCUCUCUCUCUCUCUCUCUCUCUCUCUCUCUCUCUCUCUCUCUCUCUCUCUCUCUCUCUCUCUCUCUCUCUCUCUCUCUCUCUCACCAUGGUUAUCAAGGUUUUUAUGAUGCUUCUAGUUAACACUAUUUUUUGUUUUCCGCUAAUGUAGAAAAUAAAAUCCAUUUCAUUUAUUUA